AUGGCUCCGCCACGAGGUCGUGGUCGUGGUCGCGGUGGUCGCUCAACAAGAGGAAGGAGAGGUCGCAUUACAGGCCGAGGGAACGACUUUGCGACAUCGCGAUUGCAAGAAGUAGACUCAGACGAAUCGUCUGGUGAAGAUGCGCCGAACGAUGCAGCUAUGGAGGAGGUGGACAUGGGAGAUGACACGCUGAUGGAUGAUGCCUCAUCCAGCAGUGACGAAGGAGAAGACGAUAAUGCCGGGCGCCCCUACAACGAACUACUCGAAAUCCUGCAGGCCAACUCGGACAAUAAAGGACCAGCACGGAAGAAGAGAAAACUUGAGAGUGAUAACAAACGGGAGGAACCCACCACAUCAAUUGCUGUCGAGGAGGACGAACAGGCGGACGACGCACUUCUAGAACAAGCUCCAUCUGAAGAUGAGGAAGACGCCCAGGCAGAGAAUGAUGACGACGACGAUGAAGAAGUGGUGGGACCAUUUGAGAAGCACUUCAGCUCGUCAGACGGAGAUGAUUUAGCCCAGAGGAUACAAUCGAUCGAAGCCAACAAGUGGUCAUCGGUGAAGAAAGAAAUUGACGGGUUGCGAGUGAUCAAAAACAAGUUGAAACCUCGUGCCGCCGAGCUUCUUCCUAAGAUUAAUGGCCCUGCGCAACAAGUGGCACCCUAUGUGUUCGAUUAUCAGGACAUUCUCUACGGUGCACGUACCGCGGCCAUGGCCGAGGACAUGCGUGACAUCAUGGCUCUUCACUGCGUCAAUCAUAUCAUCAAGACCCGAGACCAGGUCCUGAAGAACAAUGCCCGUUUAGCGAAGGACCCCGACACCGACGUCGAGUAUCGGGACCAGGGGUUCACUCGUCCCAAGGUUCUCUAUAUUCUCCCCACCCGACAAGCGUGUGUGCGGGCAGUCAACGCCAUCACUCGCUUUUAUCAGGUCGAGCAACAGGAGAACAAAAAACGUUUCACAGACACAUUUUCCGGGCCUGACGAUGCAGGCUGGGAGAACAAACCGGAUGACUUCCGCGAUCUCUUUGGCGGCAACGAUGAUGAUAUGUUCCGACUGGGGUUGAAGUUCACCCGUAAGACGGUCAAGUAUUUUGCACAAUUCUAUAGCUCCGACAUUAUUCUCUGCAGCCCGUUGGGUCUUCGGACGAUUAUGGACCAAGCCGAUGAAAAAAAGCGAGAUCAUGACUUCCUCUCUUCCAUUGAAGUUGUUCUGGUCGAUCAUGCCGAUGCUCUUCUGAUGCAACUUUGGGACAAUGUCCCCUACAUCUUCAAACACCUCAACCUCCAGCCCAAAGAAGCGCAUGGAUGUGACUUCAGCCGUGUCCGUAACUGGUAUCUGGACAAUCACGCACGCUACGUGCGACAGACUGUCCUUUUAACCUCUCAUAUCACCCCGGAGAUCAACUCCCUGUUUUCUCAUUCCAUGCAGAACGCAUAUGGGCGCGUGAAAUUCAACCCCACAUACGCCGGUGCCAUCACCGAGAUUCCCUUACCCGUGUCGGUCAAACAGACCUUCUCUCGUAUCGACAGUCUCUCUCCUCUGAAGGAUCCCGACACCCGCUUCAAACACUUCACCACGACUAUCCUCUCUACCUUGGUCAAGAAUAUUACGACGGGCCGCGGGAAGAGCGGCGCCGGCACCAUCAUUUUCAUCCCCUCCUAUCUCGAUUUUGUCCGUGUCCGCAAUCACUUUGCCCAGUCGGCGCAGACGACCAAUGUGUCUUUCGGGGCUAUCUCCGAGUACACCGAGGCGCGAGAGGUGAGCCGGGCCCGCAGUUAUUUUAUGAACGGGCGGUACUCCGUUCUCCUCUACACUGAGCGAGCCCACCAUUUCCGCAGAUAUCAGAUUCGUGGGGUUCGCCGGGUGGUGAUGUACGGUCUACCGGAGAAUCCCAAGUUCUACGGGGAGAUUGUUGGAUUCUUGGGUCUGGAUCCUGCCGCGGUGGUGGAGGCUGCUGAGGGCGGUGUUCGUGCGCUGUUUUCGAAAUGGGACGCCCUGAAGCUGGAGCGAAUUGUGGGAACUUCUCGUGUUGGGAAUAUGCUGCGCGAGAAGGGUGGUGAUACUUUCACAUUUGUAUAG
Penicillium oxalicum is the source of this 2082-nucleotide messenger RNA. RefSeq names its product UTP25 family protein. NCBI's taxonomy places the organism in Eukaryota, Fungi, Ascomycota, Eurotiomycetes, Eurotiales, Aspergillaceae. The record is from RefSeq and is a predicted model, not a curated record. Gene Ontology annotation, molecular function: rRNA binding; U3 snoRNA binding. The transcript is spliced from 4 exons. Bases 1 to 2082 code for a protein of 693 amino acids. Gene Ontology annotation, cellular component: small-subunit processome; nucleolus. Gene Ontology annotation, biological process: maturation of SSU-rRNA from tricistronic rRNA transcript (SSU-rRNA, 5.8S rRNA, LSU-rRNA).